Molecule: messenger RNA, 3262 nt
Organism: Sardina pilchardus (European sardine)
Lineage: Eukaryota; Metazoa; Chordata; Actinopteri; Clupeiformes; Clupeidae
Gene: kif18a
Product: kinesin family member 18A
Exons: 18
Coding region: 168-2951 (927 amino acids)
Biological process (GO): microtubule-based movement
Molecular function (GO): ATP binding; microtubule binding; microtubule motor activity
Source: RefSeq, a predicted model, not a curated record
UGGCUUGUGUUUGAAAAUCUUCGCGCUGAGAACUUCCUCCUGCUCUCUGAAUAGCUUUCAUUGUAGUUUAAAUAUACGUAUUUGUGGAGUUCUGCUAUAUCGUGAUUUCACAUUCUGUUAAGUUGACGCCACUGCUCUGAAGCAUUACAAGACCGCCAACAGACAGGAUGGGGGGCCCAGAUGUGUGCAGCCACGUCAAGGUGGUUGUCCGUGUGCGACCCCCGAACGAACGGGAGCAGACGUCUGGCUUCAAGAGGGUGGUUCAGGUGGUGGACAGCCACAUGCUCAUCUUUGACCCCAAGGAGCAAGAGGUGACGUUUUUCCGUGGGCAGAAAAUAGCCAACAGAGACGUCCGCAAGAGAGCAAACAAGGACCUCAAGUUCGUGUUCGAUAACGUCUUCGGGGAGACCAGUGAACAGGUGGAAGUGUUCGAAAACACCACCAAAGGAGUCGUGGACGGUGUUCUCAAUGGGUACAACUGCACAGUGUUUGCGUACGGGGCGACGGGGGCGGGGAAGACCCACACCAUGCUGGGCUCCACGGACAACCCCGGCGUCACCUACCUCACCAUGAAGGAGCUUUGGAGCCGCAUGGAGCAGGUGAAGGACGAGAAGGUGUUCGAGCUGGCCUUCUCCUACCUGGAGGUGUAUAAUGAGCAGAUCCGGGAUCUCAUGGCUAACUCAGGACCGCUAGCCGUGCGAGAGGACAGCACCAAGGGAGUAGUGGUGCAGGGGCUCUCUGUGCAUCAGCCCAAAUCUGCGGAGCACAUUUUAGAAGCGCUGGAUUUCGGCAACAAAAAUAGAACCCAGCACCCUACAGAUAUGAACGCCACCUCCUCGCGGUCCCAUGCAGUCUUCCAGGUGUACUUGCGGCAGCAGGACAAGACGGCGAGCCUGAACCCCAACGUGCGCGUGGCCAAGAUGAGCCUGAUCGACCUGGCGGGCUCCGAGCGCGCCAGCGCCACCAACGCCAAGGGGGCGCGGCUCCGCGAGGGCGCCAACAUCAACCGCUCGCUGCUCGCGCUCGGCAACGUCAUCAACACCCUCGCCGACCCCAAGAGUAAGAAAACACACAUCCCAUACCGGGACAGCAAGCUGACUCGUCUGCUGAAGGACUCGCUCGGAGGGAACUGUCGCACCGUGAUGAUCGCCAACGUCAGCCCGUCCUCCACGUCCUUUGAGGACACACACAACACACUCAAAUAUGCCAACCGGGCCAAGGAGAUCAAAUCUUCACUGAAGAGUAAUGUGGUCAGCUUGGACAGCCACAUCAGCCAGUAUGCGGUGAUAUGUGAGAAACAGCGUACCGAGAUCCAACAACUAAAACAGAAACUUAUAGAGUAUGAAAGCAGAAAGCAGGAGGCUCCACAGACCAGUGGCAUCUCCGCACAGCGGAAGGAAGAACUGCUAAAGAUAUCCGACUCUUUGCGGUGUGUGUUUGCUAACCGCGUGAUGCUGCGCCGUGAGCAGCUGGACAUGGAGCGGCAGAUCAAAGACAGCGACCUGAGACAGCGCCACCGAGAGGACGUGCAGCAACAGAGCCUUCUGCUCUUCCCCGAGGACAAGGCCAAGAAGGUGACGUGCAGGUACGAGCGCAAGCUGGCGGCUCUGCAGGCCCAGCGGCAGCACCUGGAGCGGCGGCGGGAGGAGGCGGAACAGCGGUUCCUGGAGAACGACGGCUGGCUCCACCGCGUGGAGAACAACAUGAAGCUCCUGGGGCAGGACGGACACGUUCCCGAGGAGCUUCAGCAGGAGUUGCGUUGCCAGCGGCUACAGCUGCAGGUGGAGGAUCUGAAGGCUCAGUUGGGGCACACAAGCCAGCUGAUCGGCAUUCAAGACCAAGACAGCAAACACACACACAAGCUGGUGACCGCCCUACUGAACGCCUACAGGAAGCAGUACGAGGCCCUCCAGGAAGCGGGCAUCGCCAUGGAGACCUACUCGGCGGAGCGUGACGAGCUGGAGCACCUGGUGCAGAGGGAGAGGGGCGUCGUCUGGGCGGACCAGGAGGCGGAGGAGAGCGUGCUGGGGGAGGGGCAUCCGACAGACUCCGCCUCCACGUCAGCCACGUGCCUACAACCGCUGCUGGCCUUCUCCCGCCUCAUCUCACACCAGAACACGCCCUGCAGUGCAGAGAAACACCAGCGACGAGUGUCCACGCGCCUCAGAGCCUCAAUGACGGCCACUCAGCCAGCCCCAGUCCGGUCUCCUGCCCCUGCUGUUGCCCCCCCUGAAAAGCCUACCCCUGCUCCGGCGCAGGAGCCCGCCGCCAAGAAGCCGAUUCGCCGGAAGCUGGCCGUGUCGCCGCCAGAGGCCGCCCGGCAACCGGCCGCCUCCAUGGCGACGCUGUGCCCGCCCGACGUGCAGGAGGUCUGUCGCCAGGAGGGCAUGUUCCCGCUGCAGUACACGCCGGAGGUGAGCCAGCGGUCCGCCCAGAGCGACGCCGCCGCCAACGCCACCGUGACCUACGACCCCGACACCACGUUCGACAUCGGCACCGUCGGCGAGGACGCGAAGCCGGCCGACGGCACGGUGAUCCUCUGCGAGGUGUCGCCCGCUCACACACAGGCCCUGAAGCCAAUCAAUUUCAAGGAGCCUCUGAAAAGACUUGAGAUUCCCUCGCUGCUGGAUAUCCGCCGCAUGAAACCGUCCUAUAUGGCCAUGACCUCAGCAGCACAGGGCAAGCGCAAACUCUACGGCAGCAAAGACAUGGGUGUAGACGGCACUCACGGAAUGGCAGCUCCCAAACGCAUCAAGCAUGACCCCAGCGUGAACCCCAAACCUCUGCGUGUUCGGCGGGGAGGAGGUGAGUUGUCGUCGGAGAACGAGGUGCGUCGUCAGGUGGUGCGCAGCAUCUCCGAGGGCAACCUGCACAUGAUGGAGGGCGCCAAGUCCAAGACCAAGCCCAGCCUCCGCAGCCAGCUCUUCCGCCGCGUCACCAAGCGCCUCUGAGCCCACACACACACACACACACACACACACACACGUCUGUGUCCCUGGGGGGUAUUCCAAGUCUCCGGCUUAAUGGUUCUGGUAACUCUUGAGUUCGUAGUAAACCUCUUAAAAUGUAGAGACGUUAUUUUUAUUGAAAAAAAAAAAGAAAAAGAAUCAUCUUGAUGGCAUAACAAACACAGCUGAAAGCCACAGGCCUGUUUGUUUGAGAGUUUAGCGUAUUCCUUAUUUUCUCUAAACGGCGUGCCAGGAAUAUCCCCUCAGGUCCCACACACAGCAUCAGAACCACACUGCACCCCAAAACCUGCACC